CAGUCCAUGAAGCUCUCUACACACUGUUCAUGAACUAAUCUAAAGGCUACAUGAAGUCUGGAGGUCUGUCGUGAUCGACUGCACACUAAGUGCCUAAGCAUCUGUUGACCUCACUCUCCUCGUGGAGUUGCUGUUGUUUCCAGUCGCUUCCUCUUUUUAUAAUACCACUAACAGUGACUGUGGAAUAUUCAGUAUGGAGGAAAUUUCAUGAGUGGACUUGUUGCACAGGAGGUAUCAUGUCACGGUACCAUGCUGGAAGCUCCUGAGAGCGACCCAUUCUUUCACAAAUGUGUGUAGAAACAGUCUGCAUGCAUAGUUACUUGAUUUUAUACACGUGUGGCUGUGGCAGUGAUUGAAACACCUGAAUUCAAUGAUUUGGAUGGGUGAGUGAAUACUUUUGGCGGUAUAGUGUAUAUGGAUUUAUAAAAGGUAAAAAUAAAUAGCAAUACAAUGACAAAAUAUUAAAAUAACAAGAUUAAACCUGACUAAUCUUUAAGUGGAGGCCACUAUAAGAAGUCUCAGUUUAACAUGAAACAUCAGCAUUACAUAAAUAACAGGCUCUCUGUUGAUUGGUCAGUCAGUCUGGGUCAUAUGACUGGCUGGCAUAUGACCCAGUUUAAGUGAUUUAGCAUCUUUUCACACCUUCUUGUAUCACCUAGUCGAAUCCCAUGCAUUUCUAUUUCGCCUGCACCCAAACACCCGAGUCUUUUGCACCUCCUGCCUUUUAAGGACACUGUGAAUUACAAUACAAUACAAGUUUAUUUGUUUAUUUAUACAGCAAUAAAAGGGAAUAUAAGAACAGAUAUAGCUAAAAGAUGAAGUACAUAAAUAAGAAAUUGAACCAAAUAUAAAAUAGGGACACUAACUACAGUAGAUGGAAAAGCUAUGUUGAAUAAAUGAGUUUUUAAACAGGAUUUAAAAGAUAAAACGGAGUCUGACGCACGCAACAAAACAUCAACUAUUCUCUUGUUGAUGUUUUGUUGCACUUCAGAACUAAAGCAUUAAAUAUAAACCUCAAGCUGAAGUAUAUUUAAUCCCCUGCUGAAUUUCUAUGUUUGCUCACUUAGAAAAAAAGUCUCUAAUUUUUACGGUAGUUUGAUCUUAAUGGAGCGAAACAGAAUGUCAGCACAAAUCCAGAAAAAAUACAUAAAUGUAUACAUUUAUUUGCAUCAUUACAGGUGGGUUUAGAUGUCUGCAAAUAUUUGUUCCUGCACAGUUUGUUAUUGCAAAAUUUGGAUUCUAAUAUGAUUUGUAUAGCACUGCUCCAUGGUGUAUGGGAUUUUUUAAAUGUGCAUUUUAAAUAAAAAAACAAAACAAAAAACGUCAUACUAUCACUUAGAUAUUUAUCUGAAGUUAUCUGGGAGUUUUAAAUCUUGCUUUUAACUUGAUGUUAGACAACGUUUUUAUGAUGUGUCACUGUGGUAACAUAUGGUAGUUGUCUAGUAGUAAGCGGUCCCUUUUAUGGGAGGGGUGGUAAGAGGAAGGACAAUGCAGCGCUGUGGAUCCGAUAUCUGUGUUUCCACAGCAACAGAUAUUAAAUUACGACGGGUGGUGGACUUUAAACAGAGGUGGAGGGACAGGUGACGCAGGCUUCAGUAAACUGUCUUCUUCCUGAACAGAAACGCAGCAGUCUCAGACAUGGCUAAAUUCCUCUCACAAGCUCAGAUCAAUGAGUACAAAGAGUGCUUCUCAUUGUAUGACAAGAAUCAAAACGGCAAGAUAAAUAACAAUGACCUGAUCACAGUUAUGCGCUGCCUGGGUACAAGCCCCACACCUGGUGAAAUCAGGAGACAUCUACAAGUCCACAAAAUUGAAAAGUCUGCUGAGGUGGAGUUCUCUACGUUCCUGUCAAUAAUGCACAGACAGAUGCAACAGGAGGAUCCCAAAGUGGAAAUCCUGGAGGCCUUGAAGAUGACGGACAAGCAGAAGAAGGGAUACAUCGAGGCAUCUGAGCUGCGGGCCAAGCUCACCAUGUUAGGAGAGAAACUCACAAACAAAGAAGUGGACGACCUCUUCAGAGAGGCACACAUCAAGUCAAAUGGGAUCGUCAAAUACGAAGAGUUCACAGCGAUGCUGACGCUGCCACCUGUUGAUUACUGAUUUUUUUAAAAAGAAAACAACUACGUCAAACUUCAGGACAACAAGCUACAUUGGAAAACUGACUCUGAAUAUCAAGAAGGUGACAUCAUCGUCACAUUUUGCACAUGUAGUUCGGUUGUAUUAAAUUUGCCUGUUGGUACAGCAAAGGUUUUUCACAAUGAUUAUUUCUUGAAUAUUUUAUGAUUAACACACAAUACUUUAAUUUCUUUCCAUAACUCUCCUUUGUAACUGAACACUACACAGUACGUGUUAGCAUGUGACCCUGGUGUAAAGCCAUUAAAUGCUCAGCGCCAUAGCUGACCACGCUUCACCCAAUUAAAUCCUAGCCCUUGGGUGUUAAUAUUGACUAGUGAGUAUGUACCAAUCUCAUCUUUUAUGAGAGUUUCAAGUGUUCACAUGUCGUUGUUCAACAAGCUUGUAUGUAAAAGUUGUGGAAUUUGAAAGAAAAUAAAUUGUAAUUCCUGCUGGUAUUUA
Haplochromis burtoni (Burton's mouthbrooder) is the source of this 2574-nucleotide messenger RNA. It is a transcript of the gene calml4a, whose product is annotated as calmodulin-like 4a. The transcript has 5 exons. Gene Ontology annotation, molecular function: calcium ion binding. Lineage: Eukaryota; Metazoa; Chordata; Actinopteri; Cichliformes; Cichlidae. Gene Ontology annotation, cellular component: myosin II complex. The coding region runs from base 1639 to 2100 and encodes 153 amino acids. The record is from RefSeq and is a predicted model, not a curated record.